Heterotrigona itama is the source of this 1709-nucleotide messenger RNA. The record is from the annotation of a GenBank genome assembly. Lineage: Eukaryota; Metazoa; Arthropoda; Insecta; Hymenoptera; Apidae.
UGAUACUCUAUUACGAUCGUUAAAUUAUAGAGUACGGAAAGGAUCUGUAUGUAAACUGUCAAAAACUGUUUUUUCAGACUUCUUUCUCAAGCAUUUCUAAAUCUGCGCAGGGUAAGACAAUAUAGAAUAAUAUGACAGACACUGAAAGUUUACGGGAAGCAAUUGCACAAUACGAACAGCAGCUAGCUCAAGUUCAAGCAACUUUGUCUGUAACUACGCAAGAAGCAGAUAGGGAAAAUUUAUUAAGUUUACAGUCAGACAUACAAGAACUCAUUACUUUAACGAAAAAAAGUCUACAAGGUGUCGAAACCUCUAGCGAAGAUUUAGACGACGACGAUGAUGACGAUGUUGAAAUGGAUGAUGAUAUGGAAGAUCCAUUGGAAAAAGAAUAUGCUUUAUUCAAGGAUGAGUUGAGGCAGCUUGAAGGCAUGAAAUGUCGAGCUCCCCAUGGUAGCAGUUGGGGAGGCAUUGGUUAUCAUAAUGCUAUGAUAUGCUCUGUUUAUCAGAAUGACAGCAUAGAAAUAAAAAAUAUGCAAGAUAUAAAAGUCAGGGUAUUUUUUCUAAAUCCAACACAUAAAGAAAUGCUUCCAUGUCCUUAUUAUUUGGAUGGAAAAUGUAAAUUUUCUGACGAAGAUUGUAGAUUUUCACAUGGAGAAUUAGUACCAUUAUCCAGUAUUAAAGAAUAUAGAGAACCAGAUUUUCAAAGUAUAAAAAUGGGUAGUAGAGUACUAGCAAAACAAAAGAAUCAAUUGUGGCACAGAUGCAUUGUAUUAAAAAUGCCAGAAAAGGAAGGAGAUGUUUUCAGAAUUAAGUUCGAAGCAAAUGGUAAUAUUGCAGAAGUUUCCCUACAAGAUCUUUUACCUCUUGAUGAUACUGACUUGGAAAUGUCAGAUACAUCUGAAGAUAGCGAGGAUGAAAGUGAUUCAACAGAGUAUUCCAAAGAAGAAAUAGUUCACAAAUCUCUUCUCACGGUAGAAAGUAACACACCAUUAGGAAAUUGGGAAAAAUAUACGCGUGGCAUAGGUAGCAAAUUAAUGGCUCAAAUGGGAUAUGUAGUAGGCACUGGUCUUGGAAAACAUUCAGAUGGCAGAAUAGAACCAGUUGAAGCAACAGUGUUGCCAGCUGGUAAAUCUUUAGAUCAUUGUAUGGAAUUACGAGAAAAUGCUGGAGGAGAUGAAAAUUUAUUUUCUGUGGAACGUAGAAUGCGGAAGCAACAACAAAAAUUGGAACAGCAAAGAGAAAAACAGUAUCAAAGAGAAAAAGAACGAGAAGAAAAUAACGUGUUUAAUUUUAUAAAUGCAACUUUAGCUAAAAUAGAAACACGAAAUAUUUCAAAAGGUAAAAAUAAUCUUAAAGCAGAAUCAAAUCGACAAUUAAACGUAGCAAGUUUUCAAAUUGGAGAAAAUAUUUUAAGACUAGAACGAGAAUCGGCGAAGUUAAAAGAAUCAUUGUCAAGACAUGCAAAAGGAAGUGUUCAUUAUAAUAACAUCAUAAUGAAAUGUAAUGAGAAACAGAAAGAACUAAUUAGUUUAAAAGCAUCUGAAAAAAGUAUUGCUGCUGAACAAGAUCAACGAAAAAGUAGAGCUAAAUUAUCUAUAUUUUGAUGUACAUAUAUUUACAAUUUUAACUUUCUACAAGAAAUUAGCUUAUGUAUUGUAUCUAUUAAUAUGUGUAAAAAAAUAUAAAUAAAUAAAUCUUAUAAUAAUCGU